CACAAACCUAGGCGUGAGUGUCUCCUGACAUCGUGUGCUCUGGGGGCAUCAAUUGCCUCACCUUCGUGCUGGUUCACGAGUUUACACUACAUCAGAAAAAACUGUUUAUUCUUUUCCCAGAUGAUAUGGCUAUGUUUUGGGAAUAGCAAAUCUUAGUGAAAAAUAGUAAUGAGAAAGCAGUAAAAAAAAAUAAUCUGGACACUAAUGGUCCAUUUUGUGAUGACAAAUUGGCAACCAUUUGCUCCAAUGAAUCAAUUUUUAUUUGCAUUUAUACAUUUUCGAUUACACUUCCAAACUCUGUGAUACAAUUUCACUUUCUUGGUUUAUAUAUUUAUUCAUUCAAAGGUAUUUAUUGAGUUCCUACCUCAUGUGUCAUUGUGCUAGGCAAUUGAUUAUAUAUUGGUGAAUAAAACAGAAAAGGUGACUGCCCUUUUGGAGUUGAUAAGUGAGACAGAAAGAGACACUUAAUAUGUACAUAAGAAAAUUAAUAAGUACUUUUCACUGUGGCAAGGACAAUAACAGAAACAAACACGAUGCAGGAAUGUCGACUAUUACUGGUUCAUGUUCGAGAACACAGUCAAGGAUCACCUCCAAGACCUUUGGCGAUGCAGCGUGGUUGAGGAGGAUUCCUGCCAGAAGUCCUAAGACAUUUGAGAAAAUUUUAUUUAUUUGAGUGAGGGAGUGCAUGAGAGCGGAGAAGGUCAGAGGGAGAAGCAGACUCCCCAUGGAGCUGAAGCCCUAAGUGAGAUUCGAUCCCAGGAAUCCGGGAUCAUGACCUGAGCUGAAGGCAGUUGCUUAACCAGCAGAGCCACCCAGGAGCUAUUAUCCAACCUAUGCCUGUGGACAUCUGAUAGAAAGACAUGCUGGAAUCAUCCGUAUUUUGCAGAGAAGGGACCAUCCCUGUCAGGCACAACGGCUUAUCUAAGGUCCAAACCAGAAGUUGGCUGAAACCACCCCCGCGAUGCCUCAGGAUAUUUCGAGGGAGACGCCAUAAGAACGCUCCAGAGGACAUGGUGGAGGAGGUGAACGAGGAGAUUGCCUGCUAUCCUUCCACGAAGGACAAGAAGCCACACAGGGCCAACAGAGUCUGGCGCUGGCUCAGGGGGGAAAAUGGCUCAACGAGGAAGAGGAAUAAGACCUCGAUAGUAUGGAACACUCGUGCCAGUUCAUUGGAGGCCGGAAUAGAUUACCUGGUGACUGCCGUCAUAAAACAAGAUCUAAACUAUGUUCACACAUUUCUGGAAAUCUACCGCAGCUUUGCUACCACCCAGGAGGUGCUGGGCCUCCUCUUUGCAAGAUUCGGAUGUGUUUACUCCACGUAUAAAGUGGUCAAGAGAUCCCAGGACCGGCGCAACAUGGCCGUCUAUGCCAUCCUGGAUAUGUGGGUGGAAAGGUAUCCAGGGGAUUUUGUGCAGCCUCCAGAGUUUCCCAACCUGCAUGCUCUACUGGCCUACCUGCAGGUCAAUGUGCCGGGCUCGGACCUGCUGCGCCGUGCCCAGCUUCUGCUCCCAGAAAGGCAGCGCGCUGAGACCACAGAGCCAGAGGCUGGGGCACCGGCCCCAGAGCCAGAUCAGGAUGUGUCUCAGGAAGUUCUUCCAGCAGCCACUCUGGCACCCGCUGCACCUCUGGGGCCUGAGCUGGUCCCCGCCAUCCCUGCUAUGGCUGCUCACUAUGGGAUAGGAAGACCAGUGACCCCCCCUGACCCGUUGGGGCCAGGGCAGAUGGUCGUCAGGGGCCUCAUUCACUUCUCUGCCACGGAAGAGCCACCAGGCCUUUUGACUUUCCUGGAUGACCAGCAGGGUCCUGCCCCCGAGCUGCCGCCCCCUGCCUCCGUGGAGCAAGCAGGCUCCGCUCCUGAGCAGCACCUCGUGCUUGCUACAACCAGAAAGCAUGUCUUUCCCAUCGCCCUCGUUGCUUUAUUUGUAUUUCUUCUGUUUUGUGUAUAUGUAUAUAAUUACAUACUAGAUUUAAUUAAAUAAAGUAGAAUUUGAGUUUACAUAA
Messenger RNA from Mustela lutreola (European mink), 2001 nucleotides. RefSeq names its product ral guanine nucleotide dissociation stimulator-like. NCBI's taxonomy places the organism in Eukaryota, Metazoa, Chordata, Mammalia, Carnivora, Mustelidae. The record is from RefSeq and is a predicted model, not a curated record. Bases 861 to 1979 code for a protein of 372 amino acids. The transcript has 9 exons.